Amaranthus tricolor (Joseph's coat) is the source of this 923-nucleotide messenger RNA. RefSeq names its product protein MOTHER of FT and TFL1-like. The transcript has 4 exons. Lineage: Eukaryota; Viridiplantae; Streptophyta; Magnoliopsida; Caryophyllales; Amaranthaceae. The coding region runs from base 75 to 611 and encodes 178 amino acids. The record is from RefSeq and is a predicted model, not a curated record.
ACAAAUUCAUAAAAAUUUGUAGUCUUGAUUUUCUUACAUGCAAAAUUAAUAAAUAAAUUAAUUUAGUAGAGAAAAUGGCAUCAAUAGUAAGAUCAAUAGAUCCUUUAGUAGUUGGAAGGGUAAUUGGAGAAGUCGUUGAUAUGUUUGUUCCCAUGGCCGAUCUUCGUGUUCAAUAUGGAACUAAACAUAUUUUCAAUGGUUGUGAAAUCAAGCCUUCUCUUGCUAUUGAAAGACCUCUUGUUCAUAUUCCUCCUCUUCCUUCAAAUGAUAACUUAUACUCCCUAAUAAUGGUUGAUCCGGAUGCUCCAAGUCCAAGUGAGCCACAAAUGAGAGAAUGGCUUCACUGGAUCGUCGCUGAUAUUCCACAAGGAAUGGAUGCUUCCAAAGGGAAAGAGUUGGUAGAGUACAUGGGACCAAAACCGCCAACCGGAAUACACCGUUACGUAUUCGUGUUGUUUAGACAGAAAGGGCCGAGUACGAAACAGUGGCAACUUCCGCUGGCUCGUAAUAACUUUAGUACUCGAAAUUUUGCCGCACAUAACGGCCUUGGUUUACCGGUUGCUGCCGUUUACUUCAACUCUCAGAAAGAGGCUGCGAACAAAAAACGUUAGGACAGUGUUUAAUUCUGUGCGUAACUGGGCUUUGUAAAUGCAUGGGAUUAUUAUUAUAAUUUCUCAUUUGGUUUGCAUUUUGCUUGUGUUCAUUUUCGUGUUAUAUGUAGAAAUUUUUUGGAUAAUUAUGUAUGAUGUGAUGUGUAUUUGUUUUAGUUACGUUGUAUAUGGUAACGUUUUAUUGAGCACAAAAUAUUGGGUUGUUGGGUUUACCGGUCGUGAAUGAUCUAGUACGAUAUUAUUCGUUUUUGGUCGAAUUUGUAGACUUGGCUUUUGGACAUUUUAUCAAAUGUCUUGUACUCUACUAUUUAU